AUGCACUCCAGUUCCAUCUUUACGCCCUUCACAUCGACGGACUCUCGAGAUGCAUACGGACCAAGAACCAAGACUCCGCCUAAGAACAACAUCAAAUCGCCCGACGAUUCCGACGACAUGGCCGAAGUUACCAGCGGGUUCACGCGGCAUAGCCGGGUUCCCACCUCUUGCGUGCUUGUCCUCCACGAUGUCCUCAUGCGGAGUCCACGUACUCGCUCGGAAUCUCGGCGGUUAGAGUUGCGUGUUGACCAUUGGCAUACUCCGAUCGUGGAUCCGCUAGCGUUGGCCAUUCCGAUGGCUGGUAACUUUGACAUGACGCCGGACCUGAGAGCCAGCAACUACAGCCGGAUCACCCGCCCAGAAGUCCUCCAGCUACAUAUCGUCGUCGCAGCCUUUGUAUGUGGAAUCAACCGCAAGAAAACACUGGCCAAACACCUGACAUAG
This is a messenger RNA of Penicillium canariense, 444 nucleotides long. RefSeq lists its product as uncharacterized. The record is from RefSeq and is a predicted model, not a curated record. The coding region runs from base 1 to 444 and encodes 147 amino acids. Lineage: Eukaryota; Fungi; Ascomycota; Eurotiomycetes; Eurotiales; Aspergillaceae. The transcript is spliced from 3 exons.